UAUGGACCAAACUGUUAAAAGUGAUAAGAAAGCCCAGUAGGCUUGAAUUUUGGUACCCGGAGGAGUGUUAGCAUUUCAGCAGCCUGAGUUUGUAGGCAUUCAUCGCCGCCGAUCUGUAAUGUCUCGGCUUGAACGCCGCGAUUCUGAUCCCAGACGCCACCGGUCUCGAUUCGAUCAAGAACCGAGCCCAAAGAGAUCUAGGCGGGAUAGUAAACCAGAAAAUGAGAGGCACCCCACAAACAAUUCUUCAGAUGUUAGGAAAAAUUCAGAUCGAGAACGAAAUCACCAACAUCAAUUGCGAGAUGCAGUGUCUCAUGAGGCACCAUCUAGACAGGAAUAUAGGACAGAAAGAACUGCAAGAAAGGUAUCUGACCAGAGGAGGGAUGUUCACAUAGAAGGAACCAAACAUUCUUCUGAUCCAUCAGAAUUACCUCAGCAUCAAUCUGCCAAACAUUCUACAGAUCAAGCAGAAGCACCCCGCUCUCGGACGUACUUUCAGCACGAUGAACGUGGUAAUGCCGGGCAAGCUGGUCGAAGCUCAAGGCGAAGAGAGUCAGAUGGGCAUGGCCAAUGGAGGGAUGCCAAGGAGCAGGUGAACAGGAAAACAAGUAAUGAUACAUUGCCGAUGGAUCAGAAAGCCAAAGUUCAUGGAAAAGAAACUGAUUCUUGGCGCCAUGAUGGGUACUAUGAGUUAGAAACAAAUCCAAAGCCACCUGCAAAGAAAAGAUCAUUUAGAGAGGAAAAGAUCUCUGCAGAUCCUGAGAAAGUUGAGAAAGGGGAAACAGAGGCAGCUAAGCCUAACUCCUCCAACCGCCCUGUACAUGUUGAAAGAAGAAAUGAGAAAAGCAGCUACGUUUCUCAUCAUCCAGACCAAGCUGAGAAGCAAUUCAGUGGGGAUAGAUCAGCAAACAGGAGUGGGACAUGGAGGGGGAAGUUCCCUUCAAGACCAGGUAGUAGGUACUAUGAGAGCGGUAAUUUUAGGGGAAGAGACAAAGUGGGUUCAAGGCCAAGCUAUCGUUCAAACAAGAGUGUUGAGAAGUGGAAACAUGAUCUUUUCAAUGGAGCGAACAAGAGUCCUCCCCCACAGAAGGAAGAAGAUCAGAUUGCCAAAAUUGAAGCACUUCUGGCUUCAUAAUUGCCACAGUUGUUGGUAUUCACCUUUUCCUUUACAAUUCCAUUGAAGAGAAUAUUGUGUAGGCAAAGACCAACUAGCGUGUUUUAUUCACCCACAGGCUGAAAGCCUUUUCUAUUGCUCUCUACUGAAGCUAAUUAUAUCAAGUUGUGUACUUUGUUAAAUCAGUAAAAUGUUAACCGUAGCAGCCAGCUUAAAUUCUGGCAGCUGUUUUUUUGUUUUUCAAA
Molecule: messenger RNA, 1359 nt
Organism: Ipomoea nil (Japanese morning glory)
Lineage: Eukaryota; Viridiplantae; Streptophyta; Magnoliopsida; Solanales; Convolvulaceae
Product: serine/arginine repetitive matrix protein 1
Exons: 5
Coding region: 119-1135 (338 amino acids)
Source: RefSeq, a predicted model, not a curated record